Molecule: messenger RNA, 5400 nt
Organism: Ostrea edulis (European flat oyster)
Lineage: Eukaryota; Metazoa; Mollusca; Bivalvia; Ostreida; Ostreidae
Product: death domain-containing protein 1-like
Exons: 13
Coding region: 201-3173 (990 amino acids)
Biological process (GO): signal transduction
Molecular function (GO): protein binding
Source: RefSeq, a predicted model, not a curated record
UGGGACCCUUGUGCUGAAAAUCCGUUUAAAUAACUAACGAGCGAGUAAGCCUUGAUAUUCAUACUUAAACAGCCGAGGCGACACUCUCAUCAAUACGUCCUAUACUGCUGUAAAAAUUGAACAACACAAAUAGUUAGUGGACUGCUGUGUUUAUUUUCAUUCUGAGGAUAAGUUAUAGACAUCUGAGAUAAAAGUGGGUUAUGCCAGUUGAACGCAGACAGGCUUCCCACGGGGGCCAUGGUCGGCAUGAUCAUGGCGGCGGGCAUGGAUCAACGAAAGUAACCAAACGCCCAUCUUCAUCCGCGAAAAGGCGAGCAAUACCGACUCCAAACGUCGAGGAAUCAGAAACCCCCGAUUAUUCUGUAAACGAAUCAAAAGAGGAGUCCCGGGAAACGGAAGAAAAUGUUCCAACGGAAGAAGUUCCGAAUAGACUCAAUAAGGAAGAGGAAAAAGACGAAGGGGAAGAAAACGUCAGUGAAAAAGAAGACAGUGAAGAACCGGAAGUUGUGAAUGGUAAUUCUGAUGUAAAGGAAAAUGACAAGAAAUGGGCUGAGAGAUCAAAAGAUGAAGAUGGCUACAACAUUCGAUCGUUUAACGAUAACAUAUUGGAAUUCACGGAAAUAUUUGAUUCUGAUCGGUAUCGAAAUGUAGAUGAAAAUUAUCCGGUGGAGGAUCUUAUGAACGUGGUGGCGCAAAUUUCGAACACCAUCGAGGAAUUCAAGCAACAGACGCAAAACAGUCAACAGCAAUUAGAGGGUUUGCGAACGAAAAUGAAGCAAGUUAAGGAAAACAUCCAGUUUAGUGUAUCCCGAAAGGCAUUCGAAAUACGAACAGAUGAUGAUUUACAAAGCAUCGAAGAGAGAGAAUUAACAGAAAAGCUAGCGAAACUCAAUGCAGAAAUUGCUAAAGCAAACUCGGAUCUCUCGGAAGCAUUGCGCUUAUCAGCUGAAACCGAGAGCACAGCGGUCAGGGCUCAGUUAGCGGCAGAAAGGGCGAAGGAAGAGGCAAAACGAAUAGAGGAAGAGAUAGAGUUACGCGCGAAACAAGACAAGAAGAGAAAACACGAGGAAGCUAAGAAGAUGGAGGAGCUCCGAAGGCAACAAGAGGAAGAAGCCCGUAAACAGGAAGAAGAAAAAAGGGCGAAAGAAGCCGAAUGGAAAAGGCGGGAAGCUGCUGGAGUAGAGAAGGCUUCCGUGUGGGAAAGCUGGCCUGCGCAUGAAAUGCAGCUUCCAGGAGGAGGAGGUCUAGCUUGUAUCAUCCGAGGGAAGCCCAAUAGUUUUGAUGAAUCUUCUGUCACGUGUAAGGAUAUUGACCAAUUAGACAUCGAACUUACAUACGGGCCUCAGGAGGAACUUGUUGGCACAAUCAUUCAGCUGGCCCCCACAUCCGAACAGACAAAAUUACAGAAUUCCAUAUAUGUGGCCAUUCCUUUCACUUUAUCCCGUGCAAGCGUCCAUUCUCGAGAGGCCUUUGUGAAAGCGGAUAAAAACGGAGAAUGGAGAGAAAUUCCGAGUACGGAAGUGACGUAUGAAAACCACAAAGAUCUGAAAUUCGUGCAAGUUGAGAUUAAGGAAUUUAUGACGUUGGCAGUGAUGACACGAUUGAAAAGAGAUUACGUCACGUUUUCAAAGCGUUCUUCCAAGCUGACUUCAACAUGUGAUCACCGUAUCACCGUCACUGUUGCCAGGGAAACAUUCUACAGAAAAGAGCAUAUCUUAUUACAGGUACAGCCCGUGGACUCCGCCACGGUUCAUGACGUCCAGACGAGGAACGCCAGCUGUAAACACCUACUGGCCUCCAGUCCUAUCAUGCAAAUGCAGUGGGAGGCCACGGAGUUCCACAAACCGAUCGUUAUCACUCUACCAUGUCCACCAAACCCAGCAAAGGCCCGGAAAAUUGCACAAAUGCGGAAAAUAAAGGAAGAAAAAAUGAAAAACCCACAGAGAAAUAUCCCGGUUCCUCUUGACAUUCGAGAAAAAGAGGAAAACCAAGGAAAACAGAGCAAGCCGAAACCAAAAAAGAAAACUCUUCAGGAACAAUUGGCGGAAAUCAACGCUCCACCGGAAGAGGAAAAACCUAAACCGACGAAGUGGUACAUGGGAGACUACGCUCAUAAUGACGAUGAUGAAAAUGACCAUCUAUACCUUGUUGCGAGGACCGGAACCGGAAAGUGGUUUGUCGUACCGGAAGUUGAAAUAGCGCAAGUGAAGUUGGAUCUGCUGCAGUUCAGUCUUGAUAAACCUUUAGAUCAGUUCAUGGUUCUGCGCGUCCGGACCAAUACUGACGACGACCUGAUCCCCGUGAUGUCGUCUGCCAUAUUCGAGCUGCUCCAAAAGCGGUUUGUGCAAGUUGUUGUCAAACAAAGGUCAGAUAAUCCUUUUGACACACGGCUGGAGAUUGCCCCAGUCAACAAAGUCCAAAAAAUCGUCAAACAAAUGAACGAAGAUGGAUUUGAGGACGGACCGGAUCCAAGUCAGAUAGUAGGCGUUUGCGAAGGAGAUACGAUCGAAAUCCACUUCCGGGGCAAUAUUCAAAACAAUUCCAACGUGAAAACCCCGAAAUUUAUAUACAAUUCUAAUGUUAUGUCGUCAUCUUCGUUCUUUCUUUCGGAAGUUGACCAGUAUUUACAGAGAAAUUUCAAUGUUUAUCGAGGAGUAAUAGAGGUGUACAGAGCCUAUGUCAUCGUCCCUGACAGAAAGGCAAUAGCACGGAAAGAGUCGGUGUUAGACGAGAAUUCAUUCUGUGUUCGAAAGGAGAAAAAAAAGAAUUUGUUAUGUGAAAUCCCAAUGAACAUUCCCAAGUAUCAUGUGGAGCCUUCACCAAUACCCCACCAGGCACCUGUCGUCAUUCGGAACGACUCGGACCCCGUUAAUGACGACCUGAUGCGACAGCUAGCGGCAGAAAUGGGAGAAGAGUGGAGGAAAAUUGCAAUUACUUUAAACAUCAGCAAGGCACGGAUCCAAGCUAUUAUCAGAAACGCACAGAUCACAGAUUCAACGGACGAGGACGCCCGGUAUCAGAUGUUGAUCACUUGGUUGAAAAAGAUGCCCAAGUCUAUUGAUAAGGUGACGGUUUUGACAAAUGCUUUCAUGAAGAACGGUCGGCCAGAUUUGGCAGAGCGAGUUCGGAUGAAGGACGAAGCCUUUAAGCGGAAGCAGAUACAGUCUCACUGAAAGUCAAAUCAAAACGGAAACCUUAAAACGUCAGCGAUAUUUUACUCUGUGGAACCCUUAUCUGCAUUAUUUGCAGACAAUAUGAAUACUGUGAUAUAUACAUGAUUGGCAAAGUCCUUUUAUUUUGGAUCUUUAUUUUCAGGAAGAAAGUUCAUAUCGCUUUUAUUUAGUAGUAUUUAUUUAGUUUAUUGUAAAAAUGUUGAUAAUAAGUCGAUAAAUUUCGAUUGAAAGAAUUUACAAAAUAUGUUAGUUUUUAAGUUGCAAGUAGUCCAUACUUGAACACUUUUGGAUUUAGUUUGUCUAAUUCGAAAAUACCUCACGCUUCAAGCAAUUAUUAGGUAAUCACUUUUGCAAACGAUGAACAAAAUCUUAAUUUCUUCGUUAAAUGUAUGAGUCAAAUAUCACUGUUUUCUUCAUUUAACAUAUAAUAUACCUCUACAAAUUAGUUUUCAAUAGACAUUUAAUCAGCACUUGCCAACAGCAGAAUUUCGAUUACUACCGGAACAUUUUUUUUCUUCUGAAUUUACACACUACAUUUACAUGAAAACUAAGUUUUGAUAGUCCUUGAUACUUCCGGUAUAGACGAUGCAUGUACAAGUAUUUGCAGUACGAGUUCUCAAACGUAAUAUAAUACACUGGAAGGGCUGUCAAUUCAAUACCAGAAACAAGUGCAGACAAGGGAGCAGGAGUGACGGCCAUCGCCCCAGUAAUUUUUAGAAGGGGGGGGGGGUGAUAAAUCAAUGAACUUUGUGACGGAGAUAUGUGUUCGUUGGAGUAGCGAAUCUGUGAUCAGUAGAGCGGCGAGGUUUUAACGCCAUAAACAAUCGUUCAUUUUUUAACACUUUUGAAGGGCUAUAGAACUGGGAAUCUAACCAAGUGAAACAUAUCGAUAUUUUGCUAUAUUUGUACAAUUGUAUUUGCAUGAUUUAUAAUUUAAAACACAUAGAGUAAACUGCAUUGUCUGCUUUAUUCACCAUUGUGCCAUCAGGCUAAUUACAAAAAGGAAUACCAAUAAUGCAAGGAUAGGCGAGCUUAGUUGACUUCACUGCAUCGGAAACCUCACAUUCUCACGACCCCUCACCGUAGUAUAAUCCCUAAUCAAAUCAAUAGGUCUGUAGUUUUUCGCUUUUUCUUCAGAAAUAUCCAUGUUUCAAUACAGAGAAUAAUUAUUUCUGCAAUGUGUAGACUAGAUGUGUUCAAGACACCCCCCGGAGGGGAGGGGGGGGGGGGUCGUCGGCUGGAAGUAUACAAGUAGUUCCGUAUCCUGCGAACUGAGUUGUCUGCAACAACCUCACCUGGUACAUUUAGCAUGUAAAAAGUUGUCAUGUUUUGAUAAUUUUUUUUCGUUUUGAAUGAUCUUUCAAGAAACUUGAAAUUCACAGGGUUAGCAAAAUAUAAAGGAAUGUACAAAAUUCGGGUAAAAAUGGUGGUCCGGUAGUAACUCGAAACUCUCCUCUUAGAUUUUUAUAUGAAUCGCACCUCAUCAUACCAAUAAUUGACAGUUCAUGUGAUUUUUAUAUGAAUUAUCUUUUUGGUUCGCGGAACGUAUACUUGAAAUAGCAAUUCCUUAUGUAGACAAAAAUAAGUAUGUUUUACUAAGGUACAUUCUUAUUUAUUUAUUUUACUCCACGAGCGGAAAACCUUUGGUGCAAUAUAAAACGGUGAGCCAUUGUUCCUCUCAAAAAGGUCUUCCUGAUACAUUCCGGAGAAAGAAUUUCCGCGUAGAAAAUACAGUAAUACACUGUAUAACAUACUUCAAAUCUAAAAGUAUAUCGUAUAUUAGUUUCGUAGCGUUGACAUUCCUAGAUUUUUAUACAUACAUUAUGAUUUAUGUUGUGCGUGAUUAAUCCGCACUGUGAUAUCUAAAGAUGAAUUCUUACAUUGGUCGGCGGACAUCAAUUUACAUACUUAGUUCGUCUGCUGAAGUCAUUUUAUUUUACGUUGCAGAUAUCAAGUUUUAUAUUGUUGAUAUCAGGUUUGCACUACUGAUAUCAAGUUGACAUUGCUGAUAUUCUGUGUACAUAUUUACACUGCAGAUAUAAAUUUAUACACAGUUGGUGAUUUACUGCUACAUGUUUACACUGCAGAUAUCAAUUGUUACACGUGAUAUCCCUUUUGUACACUGAUGAUGUCAUCGCAUGUUACUAGAGACAGCGCUGAUUAUACAUUCUGUAUCCGUCCAUUUUAUAGCAGCACUCUCACUGAAAUAAAUCUGUAGAUAAUUUAA